AUGAGUCAAAAGGUAGAAAAACCAGUAUUAUCGGGUCAACGGAUCAAGACCAGAAAAAGAGAUGAGAAAGAGAAGUAUGACCCUAACGGGUUCCGCGACGCUCUGGUCCAAGGACUGGAGCGCGCGGGCGGCGAUCUGGAGGCGGCCUAUAAGUUCUUAGACGCGGCUGGCUCCAAGCUUGACUAUCGCCGAUAUGGCGAGGUCAUUUUCGAUGUUCUUAUUGCCGGGGGGCUAUUGCUCCCCGGUGGUUCGGUGUCGAUGGAUGGAGAGACACCGAAGACAAACACUUGCAUCUUCAACGCUAGUGAGGAAAUGGAGUCAAUGCACAACUUUGAACAGGUAUUCGUGAAACUAAUGCGACGCUAUAAGUAUCUGGAAAAAAUGUUUGAAGAGGAAAUGAAAAAGGUGCUGGUGUACAUUAAAGGGUUCGAACCUCUGCAGCGCAUCAAACUGGCAAGGAUGACGGCGUUGUGGAUAUGCAACGGAUGCGUCCCACCAUCAGUACUUCUAGUGCUGGUGAAUGAGCACCUUCUGAAGGAAAACGUAGCUUUGGAAUUCGUGCUCGAAGUAUUCGUAACAAUGAAGAACGAACGCGGAGUUACUUCGUUAGUUACUGCGUUGAAGAGGGGACAACUUGAAGGCAGACUUCUGGAAUUCUUGCCCCUAAAUCGUCGCAGCGAGGAAUCUCUAGCCACGAUGUUUGGUGCGCGGGGUCUAGGCGAAGUUGUCCGCUUGCACCGGGCCCAAGCUUCGCAGGAAGCUCGUCGGGAACUAACUCGUGUUCUUGAUGAGGAGCUAAAUGAUGAGAAACCAGUGAGAGACAUCAUACCAGAUCUGAGAGACAUGGCGCAGAAGAAUGACAUACCAGACCAUGAGGUGGUCGCGAUUAUUUGGCAGUGCGUGAUGGCUCGUGGUGAGUGGAAUAAGAAAGAGGAACUUUUAGCCGAACAAGCUGCGAAACAUUUGCGCCAAUAUACGCCGCUUCUAGCUGCGUUUGCUCACUCUGCUAAGGCUGAAAUUGCUUUGCUGACCAAGGUCCAAGAGUAUUGCUACGAGAACAUGAACUUCAUGCGCGCGUUCAGUAAGCUGGUUGUGAUGAUGUACAAGAGUGAAGUGGUUUCCGAGGAAGUGAUCCUGCGCUGGUACCGCGACCCCAACUCUUCCAAGGGCAAGCAUAUGUUCCUCGAUCAGAUGAAGAAGUUUGUCGAGUGGCUACAGAGCGCUGAGGAGGAGUCUGAGAGUGGUGAGGACGAAGAUUAA
This is a messenger RNA of Pieris macdunnoughi, 1260 nucleotides long. The record is from the annotation of a GenBank genome assembly. Lineage: Eukaryota; Metazoa; Arthropoda; Insecta; Lepidoptera; Pieridae.